Messenger RNA from Scheffersomyces amazonensis, 2881 nucleotides. RefSeq names its product rRNA-processing protein (gene UTP21). Gene Ontology annotation, molecular function: protein binding. Bases 17 to 2761 code for a protein of 914 amino acids. The transcript has a single exon. The record is from RefSeq and is a predicted model, not a curated record. Gene Ontology annotation, biological process: rRNA processing. Gene Ontology annotation, cellular component: Pwp2p-containing subcomplex of 90S preribosome; small-subunit processome. Lineage: Eukaryota; Fungi; Ascomycota; Pichiomycetes; Serinales; Debaryomycetaceae.
UGAGCAACAAGGAAGCAUGGUAGAACCAACAGAUAAGAGACGUAAAGUUGAGAUUCAGACCACUCCAAAGACCAAGAAAGCUUCUAGAAUAUUCAGUCCUUUCCGAGUCUUGGGGAAUGUAUCUAAUGAAAUUCCAUUUGCAAUAGGUACUUUAGGUUCAACCUUUUAUGUAGUAACUUCAGUUGGAAGAUCUUUUCAAAUUUAUGAUGUGGCUACAUUACAUUUAUUGUUUGUAUCUCAGAAUCAAACUUCAUCUAAAAUUACAGCAUUAGCUGCUCAUUAUCAUUAUGUGUUUGCAUCUUAUUCAAAUCAAAUUGGAAUCUAUAAAAGAGGAAGAUUAGAACAUAGUCUUGAAUGUCCUACAACUAGUUCAAUUAAUAAAUUAUUAGUAUUUGGAGAUUAUUUAGUGGCUGUAUCAGCUAAGGGAGAAACUUUUAUAUUUAAAAAGCCAACAACUAAAUCAGCAGAAUUAUAUUCAACUUUAAAAUUUUCAUUAAAUGAAGAUGUUACUGGAUUAAUUCAUCCUCCAACUUAUCUUAAUAAGAUUGUAUUAACUACCACUACUGAUUUAUAUAUUAUUAAUAUUAGAACUGGUAAAUUAUUAUUCAAAACAAACUUUUCGGAAACUAUUUCUUGUAUUGAAUCAGCUCCAGUUUUAGAUAUUGUAGCUAUUGGAACUUCUACAGGUAAUAUUCAUUUAUAUAACUUAAGAAAAGCUAAAGUUAUUUCAAAAUUCGGAGUAGGUAAUGAAAAUAAAGUGGUUAGUGUAUCAUUUAGAACUGAUGGUUCUAAUCAUUUAGUUGCAGGAUUAAAUAGUGGUGAUUUAUUUUUUUAUGAUUUAAAUAAGAAGUCAAGAAUUCAUGUAUUAAGAAAUGCUCAUAAAGAAAGUUAUGGAGGUAUUGCUAAUGCUAAAUUCUUAAAUGGUCAACCUAUUGUCAUUACUAAUGGAGGUGAUAAUCAUUUAAAAGAAUUUGUAUUUGAUCCAAAUUUAUCAGCUACUAUUGCUGCACCUCCACGUCAUCUCAGAUCUCGUGGUGGCCAUUCAUCACCUCCAACAGCAAUUGAAUUCCCCAAUGAAAAUAAAUCUCAUUUCAUAUAUAGUGCAUCAAGAGAUAAAUCAUUCUGGACUUUUUCAUUAAGAAAAGAUGCUCAAGCUCAAGAAUUUUCUCAAAGAGUUAAACUGAAACAAUCUGUUCGUGAUAAAUUCCCUGAAAUUGUGGCUAUUUCAUCAUCUCAAGCUCGUGAAGGAGAUUGGGAAAAUAUAAUUACUGCUCAUAAAGAUGAAACUUUUGCUAGAACUUGGGAUUCUAGAUCAAAAAGAAUUGGUCGUCAUAAUUUAAAUACUAUUGAUAAUGGUAUUGUUAAAGCCAUUUGUAUUUCUCAAUGUGGAAAUUUUGCUUUAGUUGGAUCUACCGUUGGAGGAAUUGGAGUUUUCAAUUUACAAUCGGGAAAAUUGAGAAAAAGAUAUGUUUUACAUAAAAAGGGGGUCACGGGACUUGCUAUUGAUGGUAUGAAUAGAAUGAUGGUAAGUACUGGAUUAGAUGGAAUUGUGGGAUUCUAUAAUUUUACUGAAUCAAAAUAUUUAGGUAAAUUACAAUUAGAAGCUCCAAUUACUUCUAUGGUUUAUCAUAAAUCAUCUGACUUAAUUGCUUGUGCAUUAGAUGACUUAAGUAUUGUUAUUAUUGAUGUUCUUACUCAAAAAGUGGUUAGAAUUUUAUAUGGACAUACUAAUAGAAUUAUUGGUAUGGAUUUUUCACCAAAUGGUAGAUGGAUAGUAUCUGUUAGUUUAGAUUCAACUUUAAGAACUUGGGAUUUACCAACCGGUGGAUGUAUUGAUGGUAUUAGAUUACCAAGUGUUGCAACCAAUGUUAAAUUCUCACCAAUUGGUGAUUUCUUAGCUACAACUCAUGUAUCAGGAAAUGGUAUAUCACUUUGGACUAAUAGAUCACAAUUUGUACCUGUUUCAACAAGACAUAUUGAAGAAGAAGAAUUUUCAACUACUUUAUUACCUAAUGUAUCUGGUGAUGGUGGUUCUACAUUAUUGGAAGGUGCAUUAGAUAAUGAUAAUGAAGAAGUAGAUGUUAUUCAAAAAUAUGAAUCAGUUAAACAAAUAGAUUCUAAUUUGGUUACUUUAAGUCUUGGUCCAAGAUCUAAAUAUAGUACUUUAAUUCAUUUAGAUACUAUCAAACAACGUAGUAAACCAAAGGAGGCACCUAAGAAACCAGAACAAGCACCAUUUUUCUUAUCAUUAGGUGGAGAAGUAGUAGGUGAUACUGCUAGUGGAUCCAAUGGUAAUGAAAAGAAUCAAAAUUCUAAUGGACAAUCUUCAGAAGAUACAAGUAAAUUACGAGCUUUAAAGGAUAAUGGACAUUCAUUUGAAUCUAAGUUUACUACAUUAUUGAGAGAAGGAGCAGAAGCAGAAGUUAAAGACUAUACAUUCUUCUUACAAUAUAUAUUGGCAGCACCACCAUCAGUAAUUGAUUUAGAAAUUAGAUCAUUAAAUGCUUUCCCUCCAUUAACAGAGUUUACACACUUUGUGGAAGCAUUAACUGCAGGAAUUAAUUCCCAUACUAAUUAUGAUUUAUUCCAAUCAUUAUUUUCAAUGUUCUUAAAGAAUCACGGAGAUGUUAUCCGUAAUUUCAAAGAUGAAAGUGAACUUUCAGAAGCGCUUGAUUUAUGGUAUAAGUCCAAUGAUCCAAGUCACGUUGACGAAUUAGUGAAAUACUGUUCAGGAGUUAUAGGAUUUGUUACGACUGUGUGAGAUACUCCUCCCUAACAAAAAAAAAAUCUUUAGCCAGAAGUCCGGUACAUAAUCUCCAAAUAUCAUCAAAAGUUCCGGCUAAGGCAUAAUGGUUUAAUUAUAAAUAGUUAAUAAGUAGAA